Molecule: messenger RNA, 4110 nt
Organism: Myripristis murdjan (pinecone soldierfish)
Lineage: Eukaryota; Metazoa; Chordata; Actinopteri; Holocentriformes; Holocentridae
Gene: dexi
Product: Dexi homolog (mouse)
Exons: 2
Coding region: 547-816 (89 amino acids)
Source: RefSeq, a predicted model, not a curated record
UGUCGCUUCGUAGUCGGGACUGUUUUGAUGCAGUUGGGGGAAAAUGUUGGCAGAAAAAAAGCGUUAAAACAACAUCAAAGGCGUUGGCGUAUGAGUGUUUGAUACUAUACUAGAAUUUGUCCGGUACGGAUGCGUCUAUAUGAGAGCCAAAAUAGUCCGUUUAUUGAUGUUUCGCUGCUCUUUAGAGUCGCGGGCUACUGUUUUUAGCCCCAGGAAUCUGGCAUGUUGCGAAUUCCGCAGCCCCGAGGAACGAAUGUCGAGAAUGCGUCAAGCUAGCACGAUAUUUUGAUACUCAGUUUAUUAUUAGCUAUGAACGUUACACGUUUAGGCCUAUCGUUUUAUCUCCUGUGUUCACGUGGACCGUACAGUUAAACAUUUUGAGAGUUGUCGUUCAGUCGCUGCUGCGGUCGGACACGGGCCGAAAUGGACACCUCAGCACCAUCACCCCGAGCACACUUCUAGCGGCGACAUUUCCAACUCCAGUCCGCCUCGUCCCGGCUCUGCUGCAACACACAUGAAUCCAGACCGCGGCUCUCUUUGUUUUCUAUGACACACUCAAUUUAUGCCCAGCUAGAUUCGGUGGAAUCGCUCUUGGAGGAACUCCCCUAUAUGUUUUAUCUGGGCCUGUUUUUUGUCAACGUCCUGAUCCUCUACUAUGCCUUUCUGAUGGAGUACAUUGUCCUGAAUGUGGGGAUAGUGUUUCUGCCCGAGGACAUGGACCAGGCGCUGGUGGACUUAGGGGUGCUGUCCGACCCGGCCUCCGUCCCCUAUGACACGGACACGGAGCUGGAUGUGUUUGAGGGCUACUUGGAGUGAGGAGGUGCUGAUGCAGAGGCCCGGGCUGCAUGUGGAGGUGAACACACCCUGGAUCAGUGAUGAGGGAGGAGACUGGCUCAGAGCGGCUGCUGGGGCUGCCUUCAGGUCGGACAGACAUCAGCGUGAAAAAGUUGUCUCAUCUCAAGCAAAGGUAGCCUGAGGGAAGAUUCAGAACCUCCUGUCAAAUGGACAGCGAUUGUCUUGGGGGAAGAUUUUUCUCUCCUGGUUCAGCUGAUAGUGAACCUGACGCCACUUUAAAGCGAUUUUCAUAGGUCAGACACUGGGGGGCUGGCGUUGCCAUCUGAAUCCCUCACUUUGGAUGCAAUAAAGGAGAUUGGAAUCAAGCAAACGUCGCAGAGGGUGCUGCUCCCUGGAGAUGGAAAAUGAAUGUUGGUGGAGAUCUGGGGCGUUGGCCAGGCUGCCUACAUCACAGGCAGUUCAGACCCAGCGGCCAAUGGUUGUGCUCCGGAUCACCCACUGAUUACACAAAUAUCAGACUGAUUUACUGUGCGGCUGAUUGGCUUUUAUGUCAAACGCCUAUCCAGUCAUUGCAAAAUUUGACAACUGACUUGAAAUUGAAAGAGUUGAAGUAUGCCAGCUGAGUCAGAGCAUGUUGUCCUCUGCACAGCUGGCUGUCUCAGAGGUUCUGGCGAAAUGCAGGAAAAAAAAAAAAAACGAUGUCCAUGAAAACCGUAGUAUGCCACACACUUAAUCACUCUUAGGCCAACUUGUUUUUAAUCAUUUGUCCUUUUUAAUUUUUCAGAAUGCAAGAAAAAGCAUUUGGAGCGAAAAAGUAUCUCAUUGCUGCUUGGCAGGCUCACUUAUCCUUAAAGCGUGACUUGAAACGUGUCCUCUGCAGUCUUGCGUAUGUCUACGUCAGGGAUGUACAUACACUCAGGAGCACUGUUAGGAACUCGGGGGGCCCAAUGACAAAGUGUGACACUGGACACAAGCCGUAAAACUACAGGAAGGCCUUUUGAUUAAACCCAUGCGGGGCCUUCCUGUAGCUCGUAACGCUGUGAAUCACACUCGCCACAGUCAUCAUUACAUGAGUAGGGAGGAAUAAGCUAGUCUUUCCUUUGAUAUGUCCUUGGUUGACCCACACCACCAACCAACUGGGUCAAAUUUAAUUUCUGUCCACAAUAAAAAAAAAAAAAGUAUUAAAAGUCAGAGAUAAGUUAUGACUGCUUUGUCAAGAGCCAGCCAAAUAUUCAACCGUUCUUAAUAUGAAUAGUGUCAAAGGUAGAAACCUCAUUCGAAAGAGAACCUCAGAGCAAGUGCUUCAGAUAUUUGACUUGUUUAGUUUUCUUUGCAUUAAUAUCUGAAAUACUACAAAUGUGUCUAAGACACCUAGGUUAGACUCUAAGCAUGAUCUUUGUUGUGUGUUUUUUUUUUAUUUGUUUUAGAUGUGAGAUUUUUAUUUUAUUUUAUUUUAUUUUAUUGCACUUUCUCCUUCUACUUUGUGUUCUGAAUUAAGAAUUCAUGGAACAUGACUCCACUUACAUUAAAUGUGUGUUCUUGGCAGCAAUAAACUGGAUGAAAACAGCUGGAUGAAAACAUAGCCAUGCAGGUCAGAUUUUGUAGAGUCAGGUGAGGAGUUCAUCCACCUGCUGGGGUAUGUUAUGCAUGCAUUGAAGGAAGACUGAGCCAUAUUGGUUCAGUUUGAUUUGUCAUAUCUCAUGCUUUUAAUAGGAUGGGUCAGUUGAGAUGUACUUGACAUUUGCAAGCCAUGGAAGUGCUUUACAUACUGUAAAUCUGUGUUCAGAGUCAAACUAAACAUUUAAUUUGGUGUGUACAGUCCCUCUAAAGCAAUACAGCAGAACUUUGCUUUAUCUGAACCUCAGAUUUCAAAACCAACUCAUCUGCCAAUUAAGAAAUUGUGCCUAAUCAUUCCAGUUUCUUUCUUUCUUUUUUUUGUUAGCCAAUUAAAUAACUAAAACUGUACAAAACUGUGACAAAAAUAUUUCAAAAUGUUUGUACAUGCAUUUUUCCCCCUUUUUAACAUGUUUAAGUCUGAAGAAGUUUGUCAAGAGUUUUGAUGCCUGUCAGUAUUGUGUUAUUCUCCCAGACAACCUCACACAAACAAGAUUCCUCCGCAUUCAGACUUUGCUUCAGAUGCCACUCAAAACAACAGUUUGCUCACUCAGCUUCAGUCGGUACAUUAGUUAAAGCCAGAUGGGUUGUACACAGCAGACAAAUUGCUUGAAAACUGUGCACUGGUAACCAUUAUAAUAACACUCUUUGUAGCUACACAUGCAGUUUAAAGGUUUGAGUGAAAACUUGGUGCAGCAGUUUGAACUGUCUUAAGAGGGAAUUGAGAACAAAAAGAUAACAGGAAGACACUGAUGCAUCAUGUCAUUAUAAACCGAUUUCUACAUCACAGUCCCUGCAAUAUACAAGGCACUGUUCUUCAGAGUGAGAUGGUAUCAGGAAGACUCAACAAAUGUGAGGUUUUGAAGGUCGAUGCUGAUGGAAGUUGCAAAUAACUGAUAUUCUGUGCUGAUGUUCAGUGUGUUUCAAUUCGGCCAUUUUUAUGCCCAGAAAUUAUUUUUCCCAGAAUUUCACUCACCAAGAUGACAGUGCAUCUCAAACAGCGUUUAGACCACAGGACAUUUAAAACUCAGGAUAAUAUUAUUAAUGAUAAACAUCUUCAUGCGUACCUGUAUGGAAUCUGACAAAAAUUGCACAUCAGAAUGAAUUCAAGGGCUUCCAAUAUCAACAACUAGUAUAAUGAUCAAUUCUACUAUAAAUGUGUAAUCAAACUCAUGUUAUAGGCUGACAACACUGACUGGCCUGUGUUCAGUUUGUAACAAAAGGCCGACACUAAUUCCCAGAUGUGGGUAAUGAGAAGGUAAAAACGGCUUUCCAUAAUCAUCUGAGAAAUUGUGGCUUCAGCAGCCAGAAAUGUUUUGACUGGGCAGUUUUCGUUUUAUAAGAGAGAAGGAUUUUGUUUCACUGGUGUCAGUCGCAGGUGAAAGACUCAGUGCUGUUCACACCAGUUCACAGGCCUGAUCCCAUACUGUGCUGGUCAGGUGUUUUGGUCAGGCUCAGCCGCGGGAAAAUCCACGGAAACCCAUGAAAUUGUAUUGAAUAGACACUCUGAUCGACAGAGGACUGUGAUGGAUGGCGGCCAGGCUCGAGAUCAAGGUCAUCAACAUACAGCCUUUUACCCAGAGCUUGUAUUACUGUCCCUCCACUGCUGUUUCCUCGCAGACAUGCACCUGCUAGAAUAAGCUAUGGAUCAUAAAGUUUUAUUUUCCACUCUGUAUUUAAUAAACAAUGAGUGAAUGCCAA